AAGGACAAGCAGGAGCAGAGGGGAACACACUGUGAAGAGAGGACUUUGAUUUCCCAGGAUGCCUGCGAAGUGGAUUUCUGCUCUAUUGCUGCUGCAGCUGAGUUGGAGCUUCCGAUCUGUGAACUGUGGGAAGGUGCUGGUGUGGCCGAUGGAAUACAGUCACUGGAUAAAUUUAAAGACAAUACUGGAUGAACUUGUGCAGAGGGGUCAUGAAGUGACUGUUCUGAGAUCUUCAGCGUCCAUCUUUUUUGAUCCUCAAACGUCGCCUGGCCUUAAGUUUGAGACGUUUCCUACCUCUUUUAGUAAAGAUGAUCUGGAAAAUCUCUACACAAGGUUUGUGAAUUCAUGGACUUAUGAGAUACCAAGAGAUACAUGUUUAUCAUACUCUCCUUUGCUGCAGAGUCUGUUUGACGAGUAUUCUGAUUAUUCUCAAAGUCUUUGUAAAGACUCAGUUUCAAACAAACAACUUAUGACGAAACUGCAGAAAUCCACGUUUGAUGUUCUUCUCUCAGAUGCCAUAGCUCCCUGUGGGGAACUGAUAGCUGAACUGCUCCAGAUUCCUUUCCUCUACAGUCUUCGCUUCAGUCCUGGCUACACGAUGGAAAAGUAUAGUGGAGGAUUUGUACUCCCCGCCUCUUAUGUACCUGUAAUCUUGUCAGGAUUAGGUGGUAAAAUGACAUUCUUAGAGAGGGUGAAAAAUAUGAUAUGCAUGCUUUAUUUUGACUUUUGGUUUCAGACACUUAAUAAGAAGAAAUGGGAUCAGUUUUACAGUGAAACCUUGGGAAGGCCCACUACCUAUGCUGAGAUAGUAGGCAAAGCAGAAAUGUGGCUCAUUAGAUCCUACUGGGAUUUGGAGUUUCCUCACCCAACCCUACCAAAUGUUGACUAUGUUGGAGGACUCCACUGCAAACCUGCUAAACCCUUGCCUAAGGAAAUGGAAGACUUUGUCCAGAGCUCUGGAGAGCAUGGGAUCGUGGUGUUUUCUCUGGGGUCAAUGGUCAGCAACAUGACGGAAGAAAAGGCCAAUGCAAUUGCAUGGGCCCUUGCCCAGAUUCCACAGAAGGUUAUUUGGAGAUUUGAUGGCAAAAAACCAGCCAAUUUAGGACCUAAUACCAGAGUCUACAAGUGGCUCCCCCAGAACGACCUUCUUGGACAUCCAAAAACCAAAGCCUUUGUAACUCACGGUGGAGCCAAUGGCCUCUACGAGGCGAUCCAUUAUGGAAUCCCCAUGAUUGGCAUCCCUUUGUUUGGAGAACAACAUGAUAACAUUGCCCACAUGGUGGCCAAAGGAGCAGCUGUUGCGUUAAAUAUCAAAACAAUGUCAAAGUCAGAUUUGCUUAAUGCCCUGGAGGAAGUCCUAGACAAUCCCUCCUAUAAAGAGAAUGUUAUGUGGUUGUCAACCAUUCACCAUGACCAGCCUAUGAAGCCACUAGACAGAGCCGUCUUCUGGAUUGAGUUUGUCAUGCGCCACAAAGGGGCCAAGCACCUGAAACCACUUGCACACAACCUCACCUGGUACCAGUACCACUCUCUGGAUGUUGUUGGGUUCCUCCUUGCUGUUGUGGCAGCCAUUGCUGUCCUUGUUGUGAAGUGCUGCUUGUUUGUUUACCAAUUCUUUGUAAAGAAGAUGAGGAAAAUGAAGAGAGAAUAGAGCACGCUGAGAAUG
Messenger RNA from Acomys russatus (golden spiny mouse), 1666 nucleotides. RefSeq names its product UDP-glucuronosyltransferase 2B17-like. Lineage: Eukaryota; Metazoa; Chordata; Mammalia; Rodentia; Muridae. The coding region runs from base 59 to 1651 and encodes 530 amino acids. The record is from RefSeq and is a predicted model, not a curated record. Gene Ontology annotation, molecular function: UDP-glycosyltransferase activity. The transcript has 6 exons.